AAUCCAGUUUCCAUGUUGUGAUUGCGGUUUGCGCUGUGUAGCUUCGUGAUUUCGUGUACGUUUAAGUUGAGUUCGGCUGUGAUGCGGAAAGAGACAGGACAGGAUUUGUUUUGAAUAGCUUCAGACUCACCGAGCUAAAAAUGAAGUCGAGGUUCAGCACAGUCGAUAUCCUGGCGAUGGUCUCGGAACUGCGCGAGUCUGUCGUCGGCAUGCGUGUGACUCAAGUGUAUGAUGUCGACAACAAAACGUAUCUCUUCAAACUGAACAGACAAGAAGAAAAAUCUGUACUGUUGAUAGAGUCAGGGGUACGAUUUCAUAAGACAGACUAUGCCUGGCCCAAGAGCCAACAGCCAUCGGGAUUCUCGAUGAAAUUGCGGAAACACUUGAAGAAUAAACGCAUCGAAAGCAUCGCUCAAGUGGGUGUCGACCGCAUAAUCGACAUUCAGUUCGGUAUAAACGAAGCUGCGUACCAUGUCAUCUUAGAGUUAUACGACAAGGGAAAUAUCGUUUUAACUGACCACGAGUACCUCAUUUUAAACAUAUUGCGUCCACGCACUGUAGGAACGGACGAUGACGUAAAAUUCAUCGUCCGGGAGAAGUACCCAGUAGGGAGUGCUCUACAAGACAAGCCGAUGCUGAAAGAAGAGGAGCUCCAAGAAAUCCUGCAAUCUGCAAAGUCCGGUGACAAUAUAAAAAAAGUGCUAAACCCUAAGGUACUGUACGGACCAGCGGUCCUUGACCAUGUGCUUUGUGGACAAGGGUUAAGCGCGGGCUCUAAAAUAGGGAAAGACAUUGAUGUGUCUCGUGACAUGUCGCGAAUUUUGACGUGUCUUCAAGAGGCCGAAGAGGUUAUGAAUGCAGCCAAAGAUCGACCGUGCCGAGGUUACAUCACCCAGAAGGUGGAGAAACGUGUUCAACCUGCGGAAGAUGGCAGCACGGAGAUUGUCACAUACAACGAGUUCCAUCCAUUCCUGUACAGGCAGCACGAAUCGGGAUCUUUCGUUGAGCUUCCGAGCUUUAGUGCUGCUGUCGAUCAGUUCUUUUCGAGUGUCGAAAUGCAGAAGAUCAGUCUGCGUGCUCAUAACCAAGAGAAGGAGGCAUUGAAGAAGCUAGAGAAUAUUAGGAUUGACCACGAGAAGAGGAUAUCUGCACUCGAGCACGUUCAGAUGGAGGACAUCAAGAAGGCUGAACUGAUCGAGACAAACUUGGAAUUGGUGGAUCGUGCCCUUUUGGUACUGCGUAGUGCACUAGCAAAUCAGAUUGAGUGGAAUGAGAUAUCGGUGCUGAUAAAGGAAGCUCAAGAGCAGGGUGAUCCGGUUGCACUGGCAAUCAAGGAGCUUAAAUUAGACGUCAAUCACUUCACAAUGUACCUCCAAGACCCGUACGAGACUUCGGCGGGUAACGGCAUGCUUGUGAGCAUUGACCUUGACCUUUCGGCGUACUCCAACGCUCGGAAGUACUACGAUCAGAAGAAACACGCCGCAAAGAAACAGCAGAAGACCAUAGAAUCUUCAACCAAAGCGUACAAAUCUGCAGAGAAGAAAACGAAAGAGACCCUCAAGCAGGUCGCCCUGACGACCAACAUCGCCAAGGCCAGGAAAGCAUUCUGGUUCGAGAAAUUCUACUGGUUCAUAAGCUCCGAAGAUUACCUGGUCAUAGGGGGCCGGGACGCCCAGCAGAACGAGAUGAUCGUGAAACGGUACAUGAAGCCCGGCGACGUAUACGUCCACGCCGACUUGCACGGCGCCAGUAGCAUAAUCAUAAAGAACCCGGGCGGCAACCCUGUGCCACCGAAGACUCUCAACGAGGCGGGAACCAUGGCCAUCUGUUACAGUGCGGCGUGGGACGCAAAGGUGGUCACCAGUGCCUGGUGGGUGUACCACCAUCAGGUUUCGAAGACUGCGCCCACGGGUCAGUUCCUGACGCCUGGUGCCUUCAUGAUAAGGGGUAAAAAGAAUUAUCUGCCCCCUUCAUAUCUGAUCAUGGGAUUUGGCUUCAUGUACAAGUUAGAUGAAGACAGCAUAGAGAGGCAUCGGGGUGAGCGCCAAACCCGCACUUCCAGCGAGGACUUCACGCUACAAGGGGACGGCACGGACAAUACGGCAGACGACACCGAGAUUGCCGUUUCCGAACAGUCGAGCUCGGAGGACGAAGGCGUCGCUGCUGACGGCGACCCUGAAAUGGGAGGUGCGAAAUUUCCGGACACCGUAGUCAAACUUCCUCACGAAAUUUCUACCAUUCAGGAGGCUGAAAAAGAUGAAGUUGAGGUUGGGGAGGUGGUCUACUCUCAGCCCUCCAGAAGUGCGCAAGUCAAGCAGAAGCCAAAAGUGGAACCGAAACCGGAUGUACCUGCUGAACCCGCGUCCGAGAGCAACAAGCCGAGUGGGGUACCGAACCGACGUACGAAAGGUAAACUGAAGAAGAUCAAGGAAAAAUAUAAAGACCAAGACGAAGAGGAACGUCAGCUCCGUAUGGAAAUUUUAAAAUCGGCUGGUGCACCCAAGGAGCCAAAGCGCAAGGGCAAGAAAGCAAAGAAAUUGGCAAUGGCCGCCAAGUCUGCAGCUGUCUCACAAGCCAAGGCAACUGCUGGUUUGCAGACGAAGUCGGAUGCCAAUCCUCAGCCACAGCAGACGGUGAGGCUGCCAGAGGCUACGAGUGAAUUGAAAGGGACUGAGCUUAAGGUGGUUGAUCCUGACGCACCAAAGGAUGAAGAUGACGAUGUAGAAGAGGAAGUUAAUGCUGGUGAUGAGGACAAGCGACUCCUCGCUUCUCUGACGGGAUGCCCUGUGCCGGAAGAUGGGCUUAUUUUUGCUGUUCCUGUCGCGGCACCAUAUAUUGCUAUGCAGAACUACAAGCAUAAAGUGAAGGUUACCCCUGGAACGGGGCGUCGCGGAAAGGCGGCGAAGACGGCGCUAAACGUGUUCAUGCUGGACAAGGCUACAACGCCGAGGGAAAGGGAUCUUGUUCGGGCAGUGAAAGAUCUAGACAUCUCUAGGAAUCUUCCAGGCAAGGUGAAGCUGUCUGCACCAAACUUUCAGAAGCGAAAGUGAGAGGGCAACGAUACGUUUGAAUUUAUUGUGUUACGUGACAAUAAAGUUGUUUA
Ornithodoros turicata is the source of this 3103-nucleotide messenger RNA. RefSeq names its product ribosome quality control complex subunit NEMF-like (gene Clbn). Gene Ontology annotation, molecular function: ribosomal large subunit binding; tRNA binding. The transcript has a single exon. Gene Ontology annotation, biological process: rescue of stalled cytosolic ribosome; ribosome-associated ubiquitin-dependent protein catabolic process. Lineage: Eukaryota; Metazoa; Arthropoda; Arachnida; Ixodida; Argasidae. Bases 141 to 3050 code for a protein of 969 amino acids. The record is from RefSeq and is a predicted model, not a curated record. Gene Ontology annotation, cellular component: RQC complex.